UACAGCCAGCGUACAAAAAAUCUUAAAACAUUCUUAAUUUCUUGCACUGAAGAUCAGCAGCUGCAGACAAAUUUAUAAUUAGGAGGUGAUCUCUCUAGAUCUCUCUCUCUCUCUCUCUCUCUCUCUGAAGUCAUCCGUUGCUUUUCUUACCCUUUUCUUGAUCUUCUGAAUCAUGGAUCGUACUGCUCAAUGGCCAAAGGAAGAAAGCUUUGAAAAACCCAUGGAAGGGAUCAUGAUCAACACACGUACAAGUCUUUUGUCUGCAGAGAAAAGGGCAAUAAGAUCACCUCAGGCGCACUUGAAUUGUCGGAGGUGCAACUCAACCAACACCAAGUUCUGUUACUAUAACAACUACAGCCUCACUCAACCAAGAUACUUAUGCAAGACUUGUAAAAGAUACUGGACUGAAGGUGGAUCUAUCAGGAACGUUCCUGUUGGCGGGUGUUCAAGGAAGAACAAGAAAUCUGCAGCAGCUUCUCGAUCUACUUCAUCAAAGACUCCUGAUUUUAAUCCGGUACUUAGCCUCCCACAAUUUUCAUCUCAAAACCUUAAGGCCAAGGAAGCCCAAGUUCUUAAUCUGGCUUUCCCAACUAUUGACAAAAAAUAUCAUGGUUGGUCCCAAGGAAACUCUAGUAGUUCUGCUUCCUCUGCUCCUCUUUCAGCUUUUGAGCUGCUAAGGACUGGAAUUGCUUCAAGGGGUUUGAAUACUUAUAUUCCAUCACCUAUGCUGGAUACAAGUGCGUUGUACUACUCAUCUGCAGGCUUCCAUUUACAAGAACUCAAAACAACCCCAGGUUUCUCUGUUGAUGGUCUUGGAAGUACUGGGUAUGAAAUUCAAGAGAAUAGUGCAAAGCUUUUGUUUCCUUUCGGAGAAUCAAAGCAGAUUUCAAGCACAAAUGAAGUGGAACCGAGGAAGGGACAAGCUGGGAUUUCGACUGGAAAUUGGAGUCAUGCAAUGUUAAACGGAGGAUAUUGGUAAAUAAAAUGGACAACGAAAUAAAAGAAUCGCCUUUAAUUUC
Messenger RNA from Juglans regia (Persian walnut), 1019 nucleotides. RefSeq names its product dof zinc finger protein DOF2.5-like. Gene Ontology annotation, biological process: regulation of DNA-templated transcription. The record is from RefSeq and is a predicted model, not a curated record. Lineage: Eukaryota; Viridiplantae; Streptophyta; Magnoliopsida; Fagales; Juglandaceae. The transcript has 2 exons. Bases 173 to 979 code for a protein of 268 amino acids. Gene Ontology annotation, molecular function: DNA binding; DNA-binding transcription factor activity.